Molecule: messenger RNA, 1620 nt
Organism: Dimorphilus gyrociliatus
Lineage: Eukaryota; Metazoa; Annelida; Polychaeta; Dinophilidae
Source: the annotation of a GenBank genome assembly
GCCAGUUUCAUGUAUAACGCAGAAUCGUUUUUUUCUCUAUGCGAUAUCGUGAAUUUUAUAUUGUUGAUUUCAGUCGAAUAAAUUCAUAAUUUUUUGAAAAUUAACUGGUAAAAAGUAGAAUAGUUUGUGAAUUUGAACUGAAAUUGAAACAACAAAUCAGUAAGAUGAGCUUCUUUUCUUAUUUUAUCUUUUAUAAUCGUUACAUUAACAGAUUAGUAUAGAACGAAGUCUAAAAUUUUUCAAAGGAACAUAUGAUAAAUACUGAAUCAAUAAUUUACUAUCAGACUAUCGAAAGAGUUUAAAAACGAUUGAUUUAGGAAGAAAACUCCAUAGACAAGAUUUUACUAUUGAAUUCAAUAUCUCAUCAUUAUAAAACAACUUGUAUAUCUUUUUUCUUAUUUUUUUUCUCUUUUACUCUCUCUCUCUCUCUCUCACUCACUCUCCUUUCUCUCUCGCUCUCUCUCUCUCUCACUCUUCACUAUCUCUUUAUAUACAAUAAAUUUUUUUUAUAGAUAUACAGAACAUUAAAGACUUUAUUGAACCUGGUAAGGAUAAACAAUUUAUAAGGUUAAAUACUAAAAAUCCAACAAUUAAGGCUUUUAUAUAAACUAUGGGUAAGAGUUUUAACAGUUUUUUUCACCUUUUUUAGAAGAGGGAAUACAAAGUUUUUGACAACAUCUAGAAAAUCAGAGAUAAAUUGUUAACAUGAAGAAAUUUAUUGCUUUAGCCGUUCUUGUAUACGCUAUUUAUUCUUUUUGGGAACCUUUUGACCCUGAAAAUGUUAAUGGAAAGAAUGUUGUUCUGACUGGGGCAACUAGUGGCAUAGGAGAGCAGAUGGCUUAUGAAUUCGCUAAAUUAGGGGCUAAUCUAAUCAUUACUGCUAGAAGGGAGAACAGAUUACGUGAGGUUAUUGCAAAAUGUAAAGAGCUUAAUCCAAAUGCCCAGUAUCACUAUUUUCCUGCCGAUAUGAGUAACAUGGAAGAUAUAAAUGGCCUUAUAAAGUUUACAAAGACCCAAUGGGAAAGCCUUGAUUAUCUUGUGUUAAAUCACAUUCUUGUGCACAAUCUUGGCUGGUGGAUUGGAUCGAAUACCAAUGCUACUCUUCUAAAUACGAUUAUGGAUACAAAUUUCAAGGCCUAUGUUACCUUGUCAUCUGGGCUUAUGUCUUUAGUGGAGAAAGCCAGUGGAAGAUUAGUUGUUAUGAACUCCGUUGCUGGCAAGAUAGGCCAACCCUAUUUAGCGGCCUACAGCGCUUCUAAAUUUGCUUUGAACGGUUUCUUUCAAGCUCUAGGAGCUGAACUAAAGUUGAAAGAAGCAAAAGCAACCAUUACCAAUUGUAUAAUUGGUUUAAUUAAUACCGAAAAUGCUGUAAAUAAUUUAAAAAAUUUUGGUCUGGGAAAAAUAGUGAAGGCUUUUUCUCCGGCGACACCGCAAGAUUGGCCGUGCUAUCCUGGAACAUACGCCGAUACUAACGAGCAUGAUGAAGGUUUUUGUCGACCUUGCCCUAGAGGAUUUUAUCAACCCUAUUACACUAGAGACUACUGCCUCCCCUGCUAUUAUAAUAUGUUUCAACUCGGAGCUAAAUAUUGCGCAUCUCCUCCUGCAAAGAAGUUCUUUUAG